Messenger RNA from Seminavis robusta, 564 nucleotides. The record is from the annotation of a GenBank genome assembly. NCBI's taxonomy places the organism in Eukaryota, Bacillariophyta, Bacillariophyceae, Naviculales, Naviculaceae.
AUGACACUAAAGUCAAUUUUGCGGGGAUCUAGCAGCGCAAGAUCCUUAAAGCUGACUGACAAAGAACGGAAUGAAGACAACGUUAGCUUUGGAGAGGACACGUACAUGUCGUAUGUGGUGGACCUUUCGGAAACGUAUCGAGGUGAACUGCACUUUACACACAAUGAAAUCCUGGCAAUCCGCAAGGAGAUGAAAGAAGAAUUCCUUCAACGUGGCUAUUCUCGAGGUUUGGAGAAAUGCGUGGAUGACGCCUGUGGCGAUACUCGAGAGCGUCGAAUGAACCAUGUGAGGAGUAUCCUGUCACUCCAAAGAGAGCACGAUUGCGAUGGAAUCGACGAUAAGAGAGGGAUCCAGAUCUUGUCGAGCACACUGAGCCAGUUUGACAUUAGUGAAGCACAGUUGCGAGCAUCGCGUGAUUCCUUGGAGGCCUUCAAGCUUCACACGCCAAAUGCUGUUUUCAUGAAAGCGCCAACCGCCGAGGAGUACGCCAAGAAAACUCGGCGAAAGCGACUGUGCCGCAAACCUUCUCGACCCGAGUACACGGCUCGACACCUUUGUUUCUAA